CAAACCAUUUUUUCCAGAAACCCUCAGAUUUCUGUUUUUCUCUUCUGAGAUUCGAAAUCAAGAAAUAAAAGAUUCUCUCUCUCUCUCUCUCUCUCUCUCUCUCUCUCUCUCCUUUCUUCAAAGCUAAAAAAUCCAACCAUAGAAAACUCCUUCCCAACACAUUUCAACCACUCUCCAAUACGACUUCCCAACGCUUCUCUACUCCUCACCAUUUUUUAAUUAUAUUGAAUAAAUCCUUAAGAACCCAAAUACUCUCUCUGCGAUUCCUGGGCAUUUCCGGAUCGGAGGUUGGAUUUUCGGCGCAGAAAAUGGGUUUUGGGAUCUGGGUUUUUCGUGUUUUUGCAGUUCUUGCUCUUGUUUCGAUCGUGGGUGCUGAGGAGAUCGAGCAGAAUCAGAAGACAGAGAGGAUUUCAGGAAGCGCUGGCGAUGUUUUGGAAGACGACCCCGUUGGAAGGUUGAAGGUGUUUGUUUAUGAACUGCCAAGCAAGUACAAUAAAAAGAUACUUAAGAAGGAUCCCAGAUGCCUCACUCACAUGUUUGCUGCCGAGAUCUUCAUGCACCGGUUCUUGUUGUCGAGCCCCGUCCGAACUCUCAAUCCGGAGGAAGCUGAUUGGUUCUACACCCCUGUGUACACUACUUGUGACCUGACCCCUAAUGGGCUCCCACUGCCUUUCAAAUCACCUCGGAUGAUGAGAAGCGCGAUACAGCUGAUUUCUACAAACUGGCCUUAUUGGAAUAGGACGGAAGGUGCAGACCACUUCUUCGUCGUUCCGCAUGACUUUGGCGCAUGCUUUCACUAUCAAGAAGAGAAAGCCAUUGAACGUGGGAUUCUUACGUUGCUUAGGCGGGCCACACUAGUUCAGACUUUUGGGCAACGGAAUCAUGUUUGUUUGGACGAGGGCUCGAUAACCAUUCCUCCAUAUGCUCCUCCGCAAAAAAUGCAAGCGCACCUUAUUCCUCCUGACACUCCUCGCUCUAUCUUUGUUUACUUCCGUGGUUUGUUCUACGACGUUGGAAAUGAUCCUGAAGGCGGUUAUUAUGCAAGAGGGGCGCGCGCAUCGGUGUGGGAGAACUUCAAGGACAACCCGCUCUUCGACAUCUCCACAGAGCACCCGACGACUUACUACGAGGACAUGCAGCGGGCUGUCUUCUGUCUGUGUCCUCUGGGGUGGGCCCCGUGGAGUCCAAGGCUGGUGGAAGGGGUCAUAUUUGGCUGCAUACCAGUGAUCAUAGCGGAUGACAUUGUACUGCCCUUUGCAGAUGCAAUCCCAUGGGAGGAUAUUGGUGUCUUCGUGGCCGAAGAGGAUGUCCCGAACUUGGACACGAUCCUCACAUCAAUAUCGCCUGAGGUGAUACUGCGGAAACAGAGGUUGCUUGCAAAUCCUUCGAUGAAGCAAGCUAUGUUGUUCCCACAGCCGGCCCAACCAGGCGAUGCAUUCCAUCAGAUAUUGAACGGUCUUGCUCGUAAGCUGCCGCAUGAUAGGAGUGUUUACUUGAGGCCGGGUGAGAAGGUUUUGAACUGGACUGCAGGUCCAGUCGGCGAUCUGAAACCUUGGUAGCCGGGGGCAGCUUCUUUCCUGAGCUGGAUCAUGAAAAUCAAAGGUGUUGUAUAUUCAUCAUGGAUCGUCAACCUGUCUGAGUCAGUCGAGUCUGAAUGUCUGAUCUGGUUUGGGACCAUGAAUCACCCCCUCUAAUAUACCGUGUUCAGCUCGGCUCGGAUGAGUCACCCCGACUCACCUGGGUCCCAACUCAACUUGGGACCAGACGAGUCUGUCCGAGCCGUCCAGUCAGGAAAACAUGAUCCCAAUUUAAGGUGUAAAUCUUGCUGCUGAGAAUGUUGCAUUAUAGGUUCUUUUUGUAGCUUUUUUAUUGGAUUGUUUAUAAGUGAUUUUUGAAUGUCAAUGUCAAUGCAUUAAUGUUUCCAUCUUAACCGAUGUUUUCAUGAGUCA
Molecule: messenger RNA, 1949 nt
Organism: Magnolia sinica
Lineage: Eukaryota; Viridiplantae; Streptophyta; Magnoliopsida; Magnoliales; Magnoliaceae
Product: probable beta-1,4-xylosyltransferase IRX10L
Exons: 4
Coding region: 309-1559 (416 amino acids)
Biological process (GO): plant-type secondary cell wall biogenesis; glucuronoxylan biosynthetic process
Molecular function (GO): glycosyltransferase activity
Source: RefSeq, a predicted model, not a curated record